This is a messenger RNA of Portunus trituberculatus (swimming crab), 716 nucleotides long. RefSeq names its product peritrophin-1-like. Gene Ontology annotation, molecular function: chitin binding. The transcript is spliced from 3 exons. Gene Ontology annotation, cellular component: extracellular region. NCBI's taxonomy places the organism in Eukaryota, Metazoa, Arthropoda, Malacostraca, Decapoda, Portunidae. The record is from RefSeq and is a predicted model, not a curated record. The coding region runs from base 299 to 586 and encodes 95 amino acids.
UGUGUGUGUGUGUGUGUGUGUGUGUGUUUUUUUUCACCUACGUAUGUGAUUAUUAUUUUUUUCUAUGCAAGAGAAAGUAAGAGGCGUUGUUCCCACAGAGGAAGCAUUGUCGGUCAAUUGAAUGAAUAAAAUGAGGUCAGUAGUGCUACAGGAAGGUCAGUGGAAUUUUCUGCAAGUAUAUAACACAAGUGGAAGGCUCAGGACAGAAUAGAACUCAACGAAGAAAGUAACAGUGUACUUCACAACACGUCAAUUAGUGGUAUUCCUUGAGCUCCCCCUGUACUCCUAACAACUCAAGAUGAAGAACUUCCUACUCGCCCUCGUUAUGGUGGUGGCAUUGAGCCUUGCUACUGCCAGGAUUAAUAUACAUUGCCCAUCUGAAGUGAACGUGCGGUGCCCUUCUUUGGGAAACGACGCAGUGCAUCUGCCUCACCCCCACGACUGUUCGAAGUACUGCGUGUGUGUGGCUAAAGGAUUGGCCUACGAACUUUCAUGCCCCCCGACACUGUUGUGGGAUGACACAGUACUUACGUGUAACUGGCCCGAUAAUGUGGAUUGUGGGACUCGCCCUGUGCAGCACUUCUAGACAUUCAUUCAAGUAGAAAAGUAGAGACGACGACGAAUUUAAUUCAUUUAAUGCUUGUUAUGGGCACCUGGUGAAGGGUUGUUUUGGUCCAUUUCUGUACUUGUAGUUUGUAAUAAAUGUUAUGCUAUUA